GUCGUCAAAGUGGCGGUUUUCAGCACCGGGCGUUUGUUUGGCGGUUGUGGCAGGCAUCUAGCUAUGGAGAGCAUGGGGUUCUUGGAUAUGGACGUUCGCGGGUGCGGGCAGGGUCUUCGGGAUGACGAAAUCGAGGCGGUGGCGAUGGUCGUAACUGCCGUCAUCGUGAACGCGAUGCGAGGUGAGCCGUCCUCGUCACGCGACGCGCUGGCGGAGCUCCGCAAACGACGAGCGCUGUUGCAGCGCAUUGGCGAAGCGCCAGAUUGCGUGGCCACGUGUCAGGCAGUCAUCCAGUUGUGCGCCGCGAGGUCUUCUGGCGUUUUCCCGUGGGAGACCCCGCGCUGGUGGAUUAAACGACGGACUGGCGGAACAUGGGAGGACCGUCGCUUGUGUGACGACGCGACGGACGAGUACUACCGCCAGAAGUUGCGCAUGUCGAUGGCCAUGUUCAGGCAGAUCGUGGCCGCGUGCGCCGCGUACGUGGAGAAGAAGGUGACACACUAUAGGAUGCCAUUGCCGGUGGAGCAGGUCAUCGCGUUCGCGCUGUACAGGUGGGCGUCAGGAGAGACAUACGAGAGCGACACUUCUGCCUUCGGCAUCGGGAGAGCAAUUGGACUGCAGGCCGUCCGCGACGUCACUUCGGCACUGCGGCAGGCGUACCCAAACGUGAUAAAGUGGCCAGUGGGCUGUAGACGCGCGCAGAUUCUGCGCGCUUUUCGUGACAAGGGUUUCCCGAACUGCUUCGGCGCAAUCGACUGCACAUACAUCUUCAUUGACAAGCCUGCCGGCGCACCAUCUGCCAACUACUACGACCGCAAACAGAAGUUUUCCGUGCAGGUGCAGGUGGUAGUGGAUUUGGAUCUGCGGAUCAUUGAUGUCCACAUCGGAUACCCGGGAAGUGUGCACGACGUCCGUGUCCUGCACAAUUCCCAGCUGUGGAGGCGUGCACAAGCUGGCGAGCUGUUCGACGCACCUUCGGUGAGUCAGCCGCACGGAGUCGUCACGCGAGGUUACUUGCUAGGCGACAACGGUUAUCCUGUUGUCUGCCCCUGGAUCGUGCAGCCGUACGGAGGAAUCGACCAAGGUCAUGAGGAGGAGCGGUUUGACAGGCGGCAGAAGGUGGCGCGGGGGUGUGUGGAGAGAGCUUUCGGGCGGCUGAAGUGCAUGUGGCGUCUUUUCUUGCGCACCCACAAGAUGAACCUGGAUACCUUGCUGCAGCAAUUCGUGGCAGUGUGCGCUCUCCACAACAUCCUCCUAGACGUCGGGAUCGACUUCGAUGAAAACCUGUUGUGGGAGGUGGAUGAGAAUGGUGUGCGUCGGAGAGUGGACUCGCGGGCGGGCGGCAACGUUGCACGAACGUCGACAGGGACUUGUUGCGUGACGCUCUUCGAGACCGGCUGGCUUUGAUGUAGGAGCACGUAGACGCGUGGUGGGGGUUUGGUGCGUGUGUGUAUAGGGUGUGUGUGUGUCGGGGGUGUCGGGAUUGCGGACGUGG
Molecule: messenger RNA, 1495 nt
Organism: Chara braunii
Lineage: Eukaryota; Viridiplantae; Streptophyta; Charophyceae; Charales; Characeae
Source: the annotation of a GenBank genome assembly